AUGUAAUAAUAUUUAAAGAGAGUAAAAAAGAGAAUUGAAGAAUAGUGGAUUAAAUAUGUUUUCAUUUUCAUAAUACUUUUAAUAGCUAUGUUUAGAAAUUAUACUAAUCUGAAAGUUUCUAAUGAAGAACCUGUAAAAUUAACAGAAGAAUAGAUAACAAAAACUGCAUAAUAUAAAUAAGAGACAAUAAUCUAUUAUGGUAUAAUGUCUGCUAUUUUUAUUGGCGUACUCGUUUUCAUACAGACCUUGAAUAAUAAAUAUGAAAAACCUAAGGAGAAAGAAAAAGGGAAUUGAA
Paramecium pentaurelia is the source of this 295-nucleotide messenger RNA. The record is from the annotation of a GenBank genome assembly. Lineage: Eukaryota; Ciliophora; Oligohymenophorea; Peniculida; Parameciidae.